Molecule: messenger RNA, 174 nt
Organism: Dentiscutata erythropus
Lineage: Eukaryota; Fungi; Glomeromycota; Glomeromycetes; Diversisporales; Gigasporaceae
Source: the annotation of a GenBank genome assembly
AUGACUGAUCAACAUGAAAAUAAAAGAUAUCUUCUUGGACCCAAAUUUAACCCAACUAGAGAUAAAGGAUUUUUAAGAGGACCUUCAAUUAGAGAUAUAGUUGAAGAAAUUAGAGAUUUAAAACGAAAAUUUGAUGAAAAUAAUGGAGAAAAACAAAAUAAAGAUAAAAAGUAA